CACUUAUCAAGGAUAGGAACAUAAAAUCCCCAUUCGUCUAGGGUAGCCCCUCGCUCGCAAGGAAACCCUCGCGCCAGGUCGAGCAUGUACGUUUCCUAACCAUCUAACCAUCUUAUUGCUCAAAUUGUACAAAACAGAACAAUAUAAACUGAGAUUAAUAUACAAUGCGUGGGGCGUCGCUGAUAGGAGGCGGCUGUCUCUUAAAGCGAGCUCCUCGACCGGCUGCCCUCGCGCCUUUUGCUUGGACGGCUAGCCAACGCCCAUCAACAAGUGCUCAACAACGAUUACUUACAUUUACGCAUGCCGCUCGCGAGGACCGUGCCUGCAAUGCGCAGCAGUCAUUGACUGUGGAGCAAGUCCUGGCAGAGCUGCGCAGAGCACAUGGCACCAACGAGUUGCAACCUAACGUUGAGGCGGUGGUUUCGGGGCGCGGCAAGCACUUGGGCAUCGCCGUGACCUGGAGUCUAAGAUGGACGGCGGGCGGGAGCUUUCUCGAGGAGAUCCGGGGGCCUCAGAUGUCCUUCAAGUGGGGCUAUGACGGUCGGGAGGGCAGCGGGUGCUGGGAGGUGGACAGUUCGGGUCUCGUGCGGGAGAUGGAGUGCGACGAACACGAGGCCGUGCUGCUAGCCGCCUACCUGCGCAGCGGCUGCUGGCUGCAGCCCGGACUGCUGGGCCGGCGGUUGGAGGUGG
Astrephomene gubernaculifera is the source of this 690-nucleotide messenger RNA. Lineage: Eukaryota; Viridiplantae; Chlorophyta; Chlorophyceae; Chlamydomonadales; Astrephomenaceae. The record is from the annotation of a GenBank genome assembly.